AAAUUGUUAGUUCAUUAAUCUUUGGCUUAUUGUACAUCACAACUAUUCCAACCCUUCCAAACAUCUCUACAUCGCCAUCGUCAAUAUGCCAGGCUGGUACGAGAAGAAAUACGCCGCAACCCUCCCCGGUUGUAAAUUGUUCAGAUUUGACCGGACGGAAUCAUCCAACAUCGAUCUGAGAAAGUUAAGGAGAGUUUUGGGGUCAACGUUUACCACUACAAGAACUAGGAUCUCGUCGAGGAACUUUCAACUCGAGUAUGAAGCGCCUCGAGAGUUGACUGUGGAAGAAUUGCAGCCGAUCUGGAUCCUUCCGAUGUAUUGGGAUACGGUGGAUGAACAGUGGAAGAGAGGAACUGGGAGGGACAAUUUCUGGGAUACCACCUAAAAGGAAAGAACUUCAAGGGAAGGAAAAGGGAAAAAAAGUCCAACAAUAGUGGCUGCGGAGCUCCAACCAAAGCAUCCCCCGAAGCCCGCCACAUCCCCCAGAGCCCGCGCGAAACCUUUCUUCAAUGGUAAAGGGAUAUUCUGUGGUGCGAUAGUUCUUCUCGUCAACUUCAUCAUCCGCGCACGCGAAGGCAAAGGAUGAGAGACUUCCACGUGGUCCACCAUCCAAUACCACAGACAUAGUCCAUGCAAUCAAUGAUAGUGCUACUUCCCCCUGCA
Molecule: messenger RNA, 663 nt
Organism: Cladophialophora immunda
Lineage: Eukaryota; Fungi; Ascomycota; Eurotiomycetes; Chaetothyriales; Herpotrichiellaceae
Exons: 3
Coding region: 86-385 (99 amino acids)
Source: RefSeq, a predicted model, not a curated record